Messenger RNA from Aspergillus aculeatus ATCC 16872, 543 nucleotides. RefSeq lists its product as uncharacterized. The transcript is spliced from 2 exons. The record is from RefSeq and is a predicted model, not a curated record. NCBI's taxonomy places the organism in Eukaryota, Fungi, Ascomycota, Eurotiomycetes, Eurotiales, Aspergillaceae. Bases 1 to 543 code for a protein of 180 amino acids.
AUGGUCCUCUCCCGCCAAGUCCUUUCUGGUCUGCUCGCAUUUGGCCUUGCUGGGCGUUGCUUUGCGGGCUACAACGGGACUCACGUAGCUUACAUCCCGGAGUCCACCGAGUGGGAUGGGGCAGGUACCAACCUGACCGUCACCUUUGACACGGUCAGUGCCGACUACGUGAGUCUUUACGCGCAGGACGGGGAACUCGCCAAGCGCACGGGGAUCGCCACUGCUGUGGCCUACGCGACGUAUAUUGCCGCGAUUAUCAAGGCCAAUCCCACCGCCGACUCGUGCACGAUCACCUACGGCGUCGACUCCGAAGAAAGCUAUGUCGAGGGCUACGCUUACGAGGCCACGACCUCCGGCUCGAACUGCGAAACCACCGCGGAGAAAAAGACGAUCCUGGCCGCUGUCGAGAAGUGUGCCACUGCCCUGAACGCCGCCGGCGCCGUCCGUGGUUGCUGUACGAUGACCCAUGGAAGGACCUGGGAGGGUCACUUGCGCUUGACCGCGGAGCCGAGCGUUUACCCUGCUACCACGGUGACUUGUUGA